CUUUAGGCAACACCGGAGGAUCCAACCUAAGAAAGAGGGGUUAGCGAAAGUCUGAUGCAAUGACUAUACUAGUAAGCAAAUAAAAUGAGAAUUUGAACUUAGAGAAGAUGAUUGUCAGUGCUAAAAGGAGCAGGGGACUCUACUACUUUGAGAAAGGCUUGACUUCGGUAAGCAAUCUCUUGUACUAAAUAUCCUUUGCAUGAAUGUAUUAUACUCAAAUUUGUCUUGUUUUUUUUUCUUCAUGUACCUCCAAGUUGUCUACUUUGGAGAAGAAUAAAACUUAAGAGGUCAAUUCGUAUACUUCUUUUUCUAUAUAGGUCAUCAUUGCGAAGUACAAUUCAUAUACUUCUUUUUUUUUAGACGAAGUGGUAAACAUCAAUUAAAACUCACAACACAACUAUAAGGUUUCGGAUUAGAAACCAGAACAAGACAUCCAACCUAACAAUAUCAAUAUUUGCUAGUUGAGCUAAGUCUUACGAACACAAUUCAAAUACUUCAGUCAAAAAGAUUGAAGAAAACUUUUGCAACAUAAUUUGAUAUUGUUAGAAUAUUAGAAAAUAUCUUAUAAUAUCUUUUAUAUUAUAUUAGAGUAUCUUAAAUUAUUUCUUAAGAUCAAUUUAUUAUUAUGAUUUAUUCCUUAUUUAGGAUUGAAUCUAUGUUUCUCUAUAAAUAGAGAUUAGUAUUGAGUCUUUUGUAAUAAAGUUAGCAUAAAGCUAUUAUGAAUAAUAUUCAAACCCUUAUUAUGUUCUCUCCUCCUUUUCUCUAAAAUCCCACAACUUCAACAUGGUAUCUAGAGCCAACUGAGAGACAACCCUAGUCGUCAACUACCCGGUCGACCCACUGUCUCCGGUGAAUAUUUUCUUUGGCAAACCGUGUUCUCAACUCCGGUUUUCCCCCUCUGCUGUUGAUACGAUGAUUCCUCAACUUUUGUUCAGCCGUUCACGCCCUAACGUCGCUGUCGUCACUGUUUCUGACGAGUUUUUUCGACGAACGACCACUCCAGCAGCGUCGUACACCUCAGAUCGGCCAAACCCUUCUCACGUCAUCAGCAACUCCCUCACGCGCCCUCACGCGCCGCCUGUCCUCCCGCGCGUGAGAUCCACGCGCCGCCCACUACCAGCGGGCGUGACGGCGCGUCCGACGGCUGUUCACGGUGCCGCUUCUUCCACCGCACUCGCCUCGGCCCCCUGCUUCCAUAUCUGCCCUCAGUUUUCAGUUUCGAGUUACGGAUAUACGAGUUCCCAGUUCAAACAACCCCUGUUUUCCCGGUUCCGACGCGUUUUCUUACAAUCUGUGUUGACCAUGGCGUCCCAGUCUGAAACAAAGAGCAUCUUCACCAACAGUUUUUCUGCUUCUGAGUUCCCAACAGUUUGAGAAUAUAAUCCUAGUUUCUCUUUUUUAGCAUGAUCAUUCCUUUUUCUGACUGCUAUCACUUCCGCCCACAAUCGUCGCUACUGCCCCGUCUGCUACUGUCGCCGCCGCCGCUGUAUGCUGCUGUUUGUCGUCGCUGCUGGAAAAGUUUUCCGAAACAACCAUUGUCUCCUAUUUUUGAUGCAUUUUCUCACUCCGCUGAUCGAUCAUGGCUUUGUUUCUUAGAGUCGCGAUGUUUCCUCUUUGGUAUGUCAUGCGAUUUAGUUCUUACUAAUAGAUUAUAACAGUGGCUUCUAUUCCCACCGACGAUCAUUCCGAUGGUUUCCCGUUUCCCACAGAUGAAUCAUAUUAGCGAUGACUUCUUUUUCCAUUGAUGGUCAUUCUGACAAUGUCUUUUAUUUUCAUGAUUCACACUUUAGCAUGACAAUUUGUCCCAGAUGCACUGGCCCUAUCUUUGUCUCAAAUGUACUGGUCUUGCCUUUCUCUCCUUGAAGCACGCCUCUCCAAUAUUAUUGGUUUGAAGCUUUCAAAUGCAGUUUUUAGAAGCACGGAUCUUGCUUUGCUCAAUUGCUUGCCAUAAAUUUCUCUCGUGCUGAUCAUCAUUCCGGCUAUCUGGCUAGGCUGUAUUUAUAGCAAUUCUCUUCGACUUCACCUGCAUCCCUGAGUUGUCUUUCCAUCUUUUUUUAUUAUUUUGCGGAGCAAAACAUUGUUUUCUUGUAACAAACUAAAACUUAGUAAGCUUUAACUUGAGGGGGAGUGUUAGAAUAUUAGAAAAUAUCUUUUAAUAUCUUUUAUAUUAUAUUAGAGUAUCUUAA
Molecule: messenger RNA, 2186 nt
Organism: Cicer arietinum (chickpea)
Lineage: Eukaryota; Viridiplantae; Streptophyta; Magnoliopsida; Fabales; Fabaceae
Source: RefSeq, a predicted model, not a curated record